AUGACGUCAAAAAAACCGUCUCGGCCAAUCAGAGAAGAGAAGAGCGCGGCGUUUCGUCCACCGACCGGAGCUUCUUCCCGCGAGGCGCACAGCGUGCAUCGCAUCAUCGCUACAGAGCGCGUCGCGCACGGGGGCGACGGACGGACCGACGCCGCGAGCGCGCGCGCAGUCGACGAGCGGCGGCGUUGGAAACGCCGCGGGCGGGCGCGCGGGAGGCGAAGCGACGAGCGGAGGGAGGGAAGCGCCGCUGCCGCCGUGCGGAUCGAUCGGAUUCGAUCGAUUCAACACUUACAUCGUCGUCGUCUCGCGCCGCGCGGGCGUUCACUCACGAUGACCCCCGACGAGGCGCUGUCGCUCCGCGCGCCCACGGACGGCUUCCUGUGCCCGCUCAGCGCGAACGUGUACGGCAUCGACUUCCUCGAGUUCGAGAUCAAAGACUACGACAGCGGCGAGAGCGUGUUUCACGUCAAGAAGGACGGCGACGCGGGCCUUCCCGAGCUUCCGGACGACAUCGACCCGGAGGUGGAGCGCGCGAUCCGCACGGUUCGGUACACGUUCCCGGAGAAGUUUCUGCGGUUCGAGACGGUGCGGACCGCGCUCGUGUUCGGCGUCGGGGAGACGCCCGUGCCGGACUUCCGCAUGAUCGAGCGGCACUACUUCCGCGACGAGCUCGUGCGGUCGUACGAUUUCAACUUUGGAUUCUGCAUACCGAACAGCGUGAACAGCUGGGAAGCCAUCUACGAGGUGCCCGGCCUGGAGGACGAGAGGAUCGCGGAGUUCGUGGAUCACCCGUUCGACAUGAAGAGCGACUCGUUUUACUUCGUCGGCGACGAGCUCGUGAUGCACAACAAGGCGGAGUACCAGUAUCAAGGGUAGUACGAGGGCGACGAUGAUUCGUUCGACGGAUGCAAACGUCGCGCGGAACGAACGAGCGAGCGAGCGAUGUUUCAAAUACAGCUUAGAACACGUAGAG
Molecule: messenger RNA, 973 nt
Organism: Micromonas pusilla CCMP1545
Lineage: Eukaryota; Viridiplantae; Chlorophyta; Mamiellophyceae; Mamiellales; Mamiellaceae
Exons: 1
Coding region: 1-876 (291 amino acids)
Biological process (GO): lipoprotein transport; cilium assembly
Cellular component (GO): cilium
Molecular function (GO): lipid binding
Source: RefSeq, a predicted model, not a curated record